Gigantopelta aegis is the source of this 5143-nucleotide messenger RNA. Its product is annotated as endoplasmic reticulum resident protein 44-like. The transcript has 14 exons. The record is from RefSeq and is a predicted model, not a curated record. Bases 109 to 1404 code for a protein of 431 amino acids. Lineage: Eukaryota; Metazoa; Mollusca; Gastropoda; Neomphalida; Peltospiridae.
CGCUAGGGGUACAGUCUAGCUUCUGCGUGCCUGUUUGUUUUGCAACAGUUGGAUGUUUCGUUUUAUAACUUGAUAAACGAAUUACUACAAUACACAGCGGUUUGCAAAAUGAAAGCGUUUUUACGGAAGACGUCCGUAUAUGUGUGUUAUGUUGUUGCAGUCUGGUUGUUUGGUCUGCUGGAAGUAUCCCGGUCAGAAACUGUUGCAAUAACUGAUGCAAAUGCAAAAGACAUUUUAAGUACUCAUGAAAUAGUUUUUGUUAAUUUUUAUGCUGAUUGGUGUAGAUUUAGUCAGAUGUUGACACCUGUAUUUGAAGAAGCAUCCAACAAAGUCAGGGAAGAAUUUCCAAUGCCAGGAAGAGUAGCAUUUGGAAAAGUAGACUGUGAUAACCAAGUAAAUACUGCUCAAACAUACCGAAUCAGUAAAUACCCGACGUUGAAGUUGUUUCGGAAUGGCGAGGUGGUAAAGAAGGAGUAUCGCGGCCAGCGUUCGGCGGAAGCCCUCGCCAGCUUCAUACGAGACCAGCUGAAAGAGUCGGUGGUCGAACAUCAGAAGUUAGAAUCUCUCGAUGAACUCGAGGGCAAGAAGCGACAUGUCAUCGGAUAUUUUCAGGCGAAGAACUCGGAUGCAUAUAGAACAUUUGCCAAAGUUGCCAGUUCAUUCAGGGAUGAUUGUCAAUUUCAUGCUGCUUUUGGCCCUGUUUCUGAAUCUGAGAGAUCAGCAGGCGAUACUGUUGUGUUCAGGCCGCCCAAUAUAUCUACACCAAAGACACAUCGUCAGGACAUUGUGUUCACGGGAACUCUGACAGCCUUAGACCAGCUCAACCAGUGGGUGCAGGACAAGUGUGUACCGCUAGUCCGGGAAAUCACCUUCGAAAACGCUGAGGAACUUACGGAAGAGGGUCUACCGUUUUUAAUUCUGUUUCACAAAUCGGACGAUCAAGCCAUAGUGGACUUGUUUAACCUUCAAGUCCAGAAAGAGUUAAUCCAGGAGAAAAAUACUAUCAAUUUCCUGACUGCGGACGGGUCAAAGUUCACGCAUCCACUACACCACCUCGGCAAGAGUCUGGAUGAUUUACCAGUACUGGCCAUCGACAGCUUCAGACACAUGUAUAUAUUUCCACAUAGCGUCAAAACGGAUAUGGUGAAACCGGGAUUAUUAAAACAGUUUAUCGAAGAUCUCCACUCAGGAAAACUUCACAGAGAGUUUCAUCAUGGUCCUGACCCCAUCACCACACCCACACCGGCUCUGGAGGAGGGUCAAGCCAAAGACCAUAUACCAAAAGACGCCAGCGAUUCUAUAGCAAAGGAGAAGCCCAAACAUCAAACGUCGCCCCCAGAAUCAACGUUCAGAAAACUAGCACCGUCCGGCAAUCGAUACACAAUUCUCCGCGACGAGCUUUAGACCGCUCUUGCUCGAUCUGCCACAGUGACAAUACGCUGAGAGGAGUGAAGCGAUGUGGUUUCACAACUGGGAUGAAUGCUGUGAACUCUGGGUCCGUCUGCCUGCGUCGUGUGAAUGCCAACUGUUGUACAUAAUCUCAUCACAAAGACAACAUUAAUUUUAUUACUUUUUUUUUUGCGGGAAUAUGUUUUAUAGUUACAUGCUGUUUUCUGUUGUGUUUUUAUUUGUACAUAGCAAGUCAGGCAUGUCAUCGUCGGGGCUACAGAUUUUUCAAAAGCUGUCUUAACGCUACGAUAUCGUAAACCCGUCAAAGGCUGUGAUAUCAUUACAGCACACGCUGUAGCCUUUGAUGGUUUUAUGAUAUCCUAGUGCUGAGAUUGCUUUGAAAAUAUGGGCCGUGGAUAUUAUUGGUCUAUGUCUGUCAGUCUAUCUAUGUCUGUGUGUCCGUCUGUCUGUUGACAAUCUGUCGAUCUAUCGCUCUAUCUCUUUGUUGGUCUCUGUCUGUCUGGGUGUCUGUCUGUUUUUCCAAACCUAUGGUGAUAAUUUGUGGAUAAGAAUUCAAAGGUUGGGAUGUUGAUGGAACUGGUUUUACAGCCUUCGAACUUCAGAUCAUCUUGCAAUGGCAAGAUGGCAAAUAAUACAAAAUUAAUAUAAACAAAGUGGAUACCUGAUAAUGAUAAAAAUGCCGUCGCAGAUCCAUUUUGCAACUGAUUUUUGCGGUGGCGCUACCGAUUGCCCAGGACAGCAUGCUUGAACCUUAAUAUAAGCACGAAAAUAAGUUGAAAUUAAAUUAAAUUUUGAUCAUAAAAUACAUAUGUACAACUAGCUCUUCAGUUAACUUUAAAAAAUAUGUGACAGUUGUUUGUGGGAGAUUUACAUAUUAAAAAAAAAAAGAAAAAAAAAAAAAACAAUGGGUGAAAAAAGUAGUACUGUGACAUCCUUACGGAAAUUUUAAAUUACGAGAAUCAAAUCUGUUAAUUUGUUUGGAUGUUCUGUUAGUAUUGAGAUUGUUCUGUUGGUGAUGGAUCUUGAAUGAAGAUGGUAUUAUCUAGUGUGUGAUAAUGAUGGUAUUCUCUAGUGUGUGAUAAAGAUGGUAUUAUCUAGUGUGUGAUAAAGAUGGUAUUCUCUAGUGUGUGAUACCUCCAGUCCCUUUAGUGUUGAGUAUAACAUUUUUAUCUCGGGAUGGUGGUGUGGAUGUAAACAUGUUUUAUUUCUCUGUCUGGUAGGUGUCUGACAAUGUAACCUGCAUGUUGGUUAUGUGAUACAGAUGUAUCCUCUAUAACCCUACUGUUUGAAAUACAUACAUUGUGUCAGGGCUAGAGAGCACUUAAUGUUGAAAACUGUAAAUUUUUUAUACUUUAACAACUAAAGAGUUAACAAGUACACUGUCUGAAAUACACAUACGUGUAUGUAGUUUCUUAAAUUAAUGGAACAGUCGUUUAGUUUAAUUAUCUUGCAGUUCAUUUAUAGCAUUAAAUAAUAAUAUACAUGUAUAUAUCCGACAAGUACAGACGAAGGGGGAAGAAACUAGAAAGCACUAUCCGAAACAGAGAUUCAGCCAGUCUCAUAUAGGGGUGUCGGGUUUCUUCUCGUGGAAUCUGUACUAGUCACCAACAUGUUAAUUUGAUGUUAGAAAUAAGCUCGACAAGGAUCGAACUAAAGAUCUGAUUCCGUAUUCACAAACUUCCAGCCAGUGCUCCACAACUGGUAACAAAGGCUGUGGUAUGUACUAUCCUGUCUUUGGGAUGGUACAUACAAAAGAUACCUUGCUGCUAAUGGAAAUGAGUAGCCCAUGAAGUGAAGACUGUGGGUUUCCUCUCUCAAUAUCUGUGUUGUCCUUAACCAUAAGAAUGAUUUCCAUAUAACGGUAAAUAAAAUGUGUUGAGUGCAUCGUUAAAUAAAACGUUUCCUUCCUUCCUUAUUCACAAACAUACUUAAGUCAAAGAAUCAUGCUUGCCCAUAAACAUGUGCUUUAAGUAUGUUGAUAGGUUUUAACAUGCACAUUCACAGCAAGCUGUUGUAGUACACGCCUGUCAUGGGCGCAGGUGUCGACUUAUGCCGGUUCCUCCGUCCAGGACAGGAAAGGGGUUGGGGAGGGGGAGCGGGAGGAAGAGUGGACCGCCGGCACUUAGCAAGUGCAAGAGAGCACAAGCGGCCUGACCAGGGUCGGUAGGGGGCGGGGGUAUCAUUUUCAUCUCUGUUCGUUAUAUUUUUAUACCAUGGGACAGAAAUCAUAAACCUAAUUACCUACUAGUAACUCGUUUAUCUUUUCUAAUUUUUUUUUUUUUUUAAAUUUCCGCUUGAUUUUUCAUGUAAUGUGUUCUUGUACUUGUCUCAAUACAUGUCUGUGAGUUUGAAUCUUGUGUUUCUCUGUUUUUCAUCUUAAAGCCAGUGACACACUUUGGCUGUGUACAAUAGUUCUGGCUUAAAGCGACAUACUCUAGUUUUUUAAAAACGCACGUUCGUCUGAGAAUUAAUGGUUAACUAGACAAGCUCUAGUUAUUUUUUAUGGUAUUUUCCUGGCUUAAACAUCACAGAUUUUAGCUUCUCUCUGUUAUAACCAUAUCCAAAUGUGUGUUACAUGUUUGUAGAUUAACUAAACUUAGUGUCCAUUUGACAGGCUGAAACUAGGGUCUGUGCCUAUAACACUUUGCCAUGUUAGUUCCAACUUCUUGUCUUGCUUAAGUUAUCAAUUUUACCAAAAUCUAGCCAAUUUAUGAUGUCCUGCUGUUUCUAGUAGCUAAAAAUUAAUUUUAUUUGAAACAAAAAAAGCUUAUACACCUUGGAAAUUACGGUCAGUGGCUUUUAAAGCUUAAAUCUUUGAUGUCAUUUACAUGCAGUUAGCACGCCGUUGCCAUGACGCUGAAGUCUCAAGAUGCUAUUAAAGUCUCAAGUCUGAGACUUAAACCUGUUUAAUAAGGACAGAGCCAGAUCACUGGCAGUUAAACAUUCUGCAUAAUAAAUGUUUGUACGGUUGUAUUGCAAAGGCAGAGAACAUUUAUAUGGUAUCGCGUCUCAAUUUGUGAGGAACGUUUCUGAGAUCGCUACACAGUUUUGAAACAAACAGUUACAAGUAGUUGUUAAUCAAUUUUCAGUUGACGAGAAAUAUCGCUAAUCAAGAUUUUAAAAAACAAAACGUUCCUUGAAAGGUUACAACACUUACAUCUUGUGGACAGUUUUUUAAAACUUAUGUUAAAAUUAAAUUCUUAAGUUCAUAUCAUCAUAAAAAUUGACGAAUUGUAAAACGGCUAAAAUAAAGACAAUCACCAUUGGUUUGUAGAUAUAUUCCAUUAAGCAGAAUGCUUCUCAUUGCUACUAAUAGGCAUAAAUUUAGUGUACUGAUAUUCAUACCAUAUAUAUAUAAAACAGUGAAUGAAUGUUUAACAGCACCCCAGCACAAAAAUACAUCGCAUUGCUGUCGACAACCUUAGAAGAGAUUUUUUUUUAAUGCAUGUUUUCCAUGUCCAUGCCUGCACUGCACCAAAAAUCUUAAAUAUUGUAAAACGGCCAUUAUACAAUAUAUAUGUAGGGCCAAAUUUUCACCAAAAAAAUCUUAAAGACAGGUGUUUAAUCAUUGUAAAUGUUAAGUAGUUACAGGGCCCGGUAACACAAAGCACUCGUACGUGUUACAUGUUCUUUGUUACCAGGCCCAGGUGUGUAAGACAUAAACAUGCUUUGUAAAUUUGGCCCAUAAUCAUUUAUUAUUUUUUGAGCAUGUUUUUUGAUGAAGAUUUAAAAA